Cucurbita pepo subsp. pepo (vegetable marrow) is the source of this 1243-nucleotide messenger RNA. The record is from RefSeq and is a predicted model, not a curated record. NCBI's taxonomy places the organism in Eukaryota, Viridiplantae, Streptophyta, Magnoliopsida, Cucurbitales, Cucurbitaceae.
UCUCUCUCUCUUCUCCCUCUCUCUUCUUUCUCUCUCUUCCCUCUCCCCGUUCGAUGUCGCCGACGAUUUGCUAAGCUUCGUCAAGGUCGCAGAAGGGAAUCGAAUUUCGUUGAAGGAUACUGGAAACCGAUGGCUGCACCACCGGCAAGGGCUCGUGCUGAUUACGAUUACCUCAUUAAGCUUUUGCUUAUUGGCGAUAGCGGUGUGGGAAAGAGUUGUCUGCUUCUGCGUUUUUCUGAUGGUUCUUUCACAACCAGUUUUAUCACCACAAUUGGUAUUGAUUUUAAGAUACGAACCAUUGAGCUUGAUGGGAAGAGAAUCAAAUUGCAAAUCUGGGAUACAGCUGGUCAGGAACGUUUCCGGACUAUCACAACAGCUUACUAUCGAGGAGCCAUGGGAAUUUUGCUGGUUUAUGAUGUCACUGACGAGUCAUCUUUCAACAACAUUAGGAAUUGGAUUCGCAAUAUUGAACAGCAUGCAUCUGAUAAUGUGAACAAGAUACUGGUAGGAAAUAAGGCUGAUAUGGAUGAAAGUAAAAGGGCUGUGCCUACUUCUAAGGGUCAAGCUCUUGCUGAUGAAUAUGGAAUCAAAUUCUUUGAAACCAGUGCAAAGACAAACAUGAAUGUCGAGGAGGUUUUCUUUUCAAUUGCCAGGGACAUUAAGCAAAGGCUUUCAGACACUGAUUCCAAGUCAGAGCCUCAAACAAUCAAAAUAAACAAGCCAGACGCAGGUGGUGGCGAUGGUCAAGCCGCUCAAAAGUCAACUUGCUGUGGCUCGUAAAAUGGUAGUAGAAGAUCAAACCAAUUGAAAGAGCGAAGACGCUCUUCAUUUCGUGGUGGUGCCUUCUGGGAACAAAAUCAAAGCCUCUGGUGAGACUACUGUGGUGGGGCUUUUGUUCAUCCAUGCUUAUGUGUUUGAUUGUUUCUUUUUGUUCCUCUACUUUGGCAGAAGACAGUCUGAUUUUCCAUUUUCUUAUUUUUUUUUAUAUAUUGGAGGUUGGGAUUUAGGACUCUUCUAUUAUUUUACGUUACGUGUUGUUGGUGUAGAUAGAUAAUCAAGAUUCUUGAAGCAUUUUCUUUCUUUAGGAGCAGGGAAGAAUGAUGGUCUCUGCUGCAUCAGUUGUUCUGUAAUUGGGAUUAUAAGACCCUUUCUUAACGCCCAACUCUAAUUGGAAUUAUUGAAUGUUGUUAACUCUUGGACGAUGCUAAAUCCAUGCAAUUAAUUUCCUUGGCUUGUUGGAUUA